AUGGCGGCGGCCCUCCGGCCGGUGGUCGCCUCCCUGCUGCUGCUGCUCCCCCUCGCCGGACGCGCGGCGGCCGACGGCUGCUCCAACAAGCUCCAGCCGGUUAAGGUGAAGAAGAACUGGGUGAGUGGAACCCAGGGCACGGCCGUUACUGGAAAGAGCACGACAUUCGGAGCCACCUUGCCCACAACUGUCAACGAGGCUCAGGGAACAUGCGCUGCCCUCACCUACCCUCUUGACCGCUACUCCAAUACAGCCUCAAAGUUAACGGUUUCUGUUGCCUUACCGACACGUGGACAGUGUGCUCUCACUGCUGAAGCGGAAACUGCACAGCCUGCUGAUGACCAAGAACUUCAUAAGACGGUUUGCAGUGUCAGUGAUCCUUCAAUUAACAAACCAAGUCGUCUGGUUGUGGACCCUUCACUAUGCUUCUUGUUCAUAAUGGCUGUAGGAACUAUAGUCUGCUCCUCACUCUGGGGUGAAUUCGUUGCAUGCCAACAGAUUGAUGGGCGUUAUAAUCAGCUGACAUGGCAGCAGGGACCGAAUUCUGGAACAAACGGCAGACAAGAUAAACAAAUCAUUGAAAUCACCGCAAAGAGAGCUGGUUUUCAAAUUGUAGGAUGGUCAGUUUUCCUUCUCCUGUUCUACUUCAUGUCGUCUUGGGUCGCCUGGCUACUGAUUGUAUUGUUCUGCAUUGGUGGUAUUCAGGGUAUGCAUGUUUGCUUGGUGACAAUUAUCUCUAGGAUUUAUAAGGAUUGGAGAAAUAACACUGUACAAUUGCCGUUGUACGGGGAGGUCUUAACCUUGUCUCUUGGAGUGGCACCAUUCUGUACGGUAUUUGCCAUUCUAUGGGCUGCUUAUCGGCAUUCUUCGUUUGCUUGGAUAGGUCAAGACAUCCUUGGUAUCUGCUGGAUGAUAAACAUAAUUCAGAAGGAGCAUUUACCUAAUAUCAGGGUUGCAUCGGUUCUUCUUGGUGGUGCAUUUGUGUAUGACAUCUUCUGGGUCUUCAUUUCACCUCUUAUAUUCCAUGAGAGUGUUAUGCUUGCAGUUGCAAGUGGUGGCAGCUCAGGGGAAGUGAUUCCGAUGCUCCUAAGAAUACCUCGUUUCUUUGAUCCAUUGGGUGGAUAUGCCAUGUUAGGCUUUGGUGAUAUUAUUUCCCCUGGACAUCUCAUCGCAUUCAGCUACAGGCCUUUUCCUUGCCUGUCUUGGGUUCUUCCUAAUGGAUGGACAUGGUCAACCAGCGAUGAUGUACCUAGUACCAUGCACCCUAGAACUUUGUAA
Molecule: messenger RNA, 1278 nt
Organism: Triticum turgidum subsp. durum (durum wheat)
Lineage: Eukaryota; Viridiplantae; Streptophyta; Magnoliopsida; Poales; Poaceae
Source: the annotation of a GenBank genome assembly